AUGGUUGCGCUGAUGGUUCUGGCUACGAUCGAGGACACGGCUGUUGAUGAGAUCGAUGAAACUUGGGGUCCACUGUCCGAGACGCGCGAGGCGGCAUCCUUCCCCCCAUUCGUGGUCGCUUCGAAAACGCACAGAUUCCUCGAGGACUACGACUGUGGUAAACUUUCGCCACAACUCGAAUCCUUCGAUAUCGGCGGUGCUCACUUUUCGCGUUUUGUUUACCGGAUCGAGGAAGAUCGGAUCAGUCUGGACGGGCGGCAUCUGCAGGAAGUCUCCGACAAGUACGACGUGGAUGCCGCCAAAUGGAACGCGGGCGCGCUUCAAAUGCAUGAGGAAGCUUGCGAGCGUGCGCCCACCAAUCAGUGUUGCUGCCUUGCCUGUCAGUGCCGUCUUCACGACGGCAUCGUCGCGAUGCCAGCUUGUACAAAAUGCAUCGACGGCUUCGAUCACACGACUUUUGCCUGUACCACCGGCUCCGCCAAGGAAGAGCAGCAGCUGGUCGUCUGUAAAGCGUACCUCGAAAUUGUCCGUGCAGUAGCCGCUAUUAUGACCCUGCACACCACCGAGCUCUUGGCGCAAGAAGCGCGGGAGCAGCGAAGUUGCGAUGAGCGUGAACGCGACAUGCUGGCGUUCGUUGAGCGUGAACGUUUGAGAGACUUCUACGAUUGA
Molecule: messenger RNA, 669 nt
Organism: Phytophthora nicotianae INRA-310
Lineage: Eukaryota; Oomycota; Peronosporomycetes; Peronosporales; Peronosporaceae
Exons: 2
Coding region: 1-669 (222 amino acids)
Source: RefSeq, a predicted model, not a curated record